UAGAGGGCUUACCAGUUCGUGGGAGAGAUAAAGAGAAGAGUGAAGGAGAAGAGCGAGAGAGAGAGAGAGAGAGAGAGAGGAGGAAGAUGGGGAGGGGGAGAGUGGAGUUGAAGAGGAUUGAGAACAAGAUAAACAGGCAGGUGACGUUUGCGAAGAGGAGGAAUGGAUUGUUGAAGAAGGCUUAUGAGCUAUCGGUGCUGUGCGAUGCGGAGGUUGCGUUGAUCGUUUUCUCCAACCGCGGCCGACUGUUUGAGUUCUGCAGCAGUAGUAGCAUGACGAAAACCCUUGAGAGGUACCAAAAAUGCAGCUAUAAUGCAACUGAGUCCACGGUUCCAUCAAAGGAUACACAGAAUAGUUAUCAAGAGUAUUUGAAGUUGAAAACAAAGGUGGAAUAUCUACAACGGUCCCAAAGGAAUCUUCUGGGAGAGGACUUGAUUGAGCUAGGCAGCAAGGAGCUAGAGCAACUUGAGCUUCAACUAGAAAUGUCUCUAAAACAGAUCAGGUCAACAAAGACUCAAUUGAUGCUCGAUCAGCUCUGUGAUCUCAAAAGAAAGGAGCAAAUGUUGCAAGAAGCUAACAGAGCUUUAAGAAGGAAGUUGCAAGAAGAUGAGCCAGAAAUCCCCCUGGAGCUGUCCUGGACCGGUGGCGGUGGCAAUGGGCCAUGUGAGCGUCAGCAGCCUCAGUCCGAAGAUUUCUUCCAGCCCUUGCCUUCUUUGCAAAUUGGGUUUAGUCCAAUCUGUAUAGAUCAACAGUUGAACACAGAACUCAGGAUCAUCAUCCGCACAUAAUAUUAAUGGCUUCAUUUCGGGUUGGAUGUGAUGAUUUAUUAAUGGUAUGCUUGCAACUUCACUUCUUACUUAUUUAUAAUCUAUGCAG
Molecule: messenger RNA, 876 nt
Organism: Phalaenopsis equestris
Lineage: Eukaryota; Viridiplantae; Streptophyta; Magnoliopsida; Asparagales; Orchidaceae
Product: MADS-box protein CMB1-like
Exons: 8
Coding region: 87-788 (233 amino acids)
Biological process (GO): positive regulation of transcription by RNA polymerase II
Cellular component (GO): nucleus
Molecular function (GO): RNA polymerase II cis-regulatory region sequence-specific DNA binding; DNA-binding transcription factor activity, RNA polymerase II-specific; protein dimerization activity
Source: RefSeq, a predicted model, not a curated record